AUCAGGUGAUAGUCAGUUGGGUCCCUUUCUUCCUCAUGAGAGUGUGAACAAUAAUUGGACUAAAAUCUAGUUUGAGCUUUAGGCUAUCAAAGGUACUAAAAAUAAUAAAAUUAAAAAUUAAGAGGAAAGAAUUAAAAUAACGCGUGAAAUGGGUGUAUUUGGAGAAAGAAGAAACCGCUAAGAAACCACCCAAAAGGCAAAACCUUACCUUGCAAAAAGGGAUUCACUCCAAAUUAAUUCCAAAAAUGAAUUGUAGAUAAGAUUAACAGAAGGCAGGUAGGAAGCUCAUAGAGAUGAGACUUUGAGAGAAUCUCCAAAAGGAAGAGAGGAAAGGAAAGGGGAAAGGGCGUGUGUGGGUUGGAAUAAUUGAACUGAAAAGAGAGGUUUCAAGCAGAAAACCUGUUAGGAAAUUCGCUCCGUAAUCUUAACGAAAAUGAAACGCAAGGAUUUUGAUGAUAUAUGUGAGGAAUUCUCUUCCGUUUAUUUCUCUUUGCCUUCCACCAAAGCCAGAAGACUGGUACGUCUUUCUCUCAAAAGUUCUUACUUGCAAUCGAUUCUCAAUCUGUAUUUCCGUUCUUAUAAUUUAUUGAUGCUGAAAUAUUUCCGAUUAGAAAUGAAGACUCAAGAACUACAGCACCUCAGACAGUGGAACAUGCAUGCUGCACAAGAAUCUUUUCCAGAAGAAAUUUGUCCCUCGGAUGAGAAAGCCCUUGUCCUCUAUAACCCUACAGACACACCGCUUUUGAGAUUACCACCUCCACCUGAUUUUUCCAUCAUCCUCAACUCUAACUUGGUUCCGGGUCUAAAGGGUAAUCACCGCCAACAGACAGACUCAUGUCCUACUUUCUUAUUUAUCUUCGUAGAAGCUCAAGCAUUUGAACAAAACAAUUUCAUCAUUGGGUUUUGAUCAAUGAAUGUUGAUGUAUCAUUUGCCAAAUUAACCAAGUUAAUUAUAGUUUCCAAUUCAAUUUCUGGCAGAUAUAUUUUUGUUGGGACAGUCAAAAACAUUGAAGCAAGACAAGUAUGAAGUGGGCAAAGAACAAACCAAUUCAUGCUUAGCCAUUGUUCCAUGGGGACAAUACAAUCUUCCUGUGACAUCAAGAGGAGAGGAAGAGGAAAUGUCAGAUCCCAUGGAUGCCGAAGAGGUGGACAUGAUGGACACAGAUGAGUGCAAUUUUGGUUGCAGUGGUGGUACAGCUACAGCUUUUGGGUUGGAUGGAAUGGAUUAGGAGCUGCAAGAAUGCUAUUAUACCGGCAGCAGCAGCAACAACAACAAUAGGAACAGUCCAAAAUAACGCCUAAUCCCAUCUCUUGGUAACAAAUUGUCAUUAAGCUUUUUGGUUAUUAGAAAAACAUGUACAUUGCCAAAGAAAUAUAAGCACACUGACAGUGAAUUCUUGGGGAAAAAAAUUUAGAUUACUUUUUUUUUUUUAUAUUGAUGAUGAGAAUGACCAACACUUUAUGCUCCUUCAAAAUCAAAAUAUCAGAAUAUCAAAUAGGAAUUGAAAUCUUCAAA
Molecule: messenger RNA, 1516 nt
Organism: Ziziphus jujuba (common jujube)
Lineage: Eukaryota; Viridiplantae; Streptophyta; Magnoliopsida; Rosales; Rhamnaceae
Exons: 3
Coding region: 434-907 (157 amino acids)
Source: RefSeq, a predicted model, not a curated record